GGGGGAAAAGGAGGAGGAGACUCGGCCGGCAGCGCCCCGGGCUGCCCGCUCCGCUGCCGCACCGGUACCGGCACCGGUGCCCGGGCAGAGGGCACUGCCCCAACGCCGACGGCCAUGCCCUAGGUGAGACCCACCAUGAGCCAAAGCAGCGCCUCACGCCUGGCCGGCUCCCCGCCGCUGCCGGGGGGCUCUCUGCUUGCCCUGCUGGCUCCGGAGCCUUCCCCAUCCCCUCCCAGCGGGACGCCCUCCCCGGGGCCACCGCCGGCGCUGCUGGAAGGGGACUGGGAGGGACGUGAGGAGCUGCGGCUGCGGGAGCUGGAGGAGGCUCGGGCGAGGGCGGCGCAGAUGGAGAAGACGAUGCGGUGGUGGUCGGACUGCACCGCCAACUGGCGAGAGAAGUGGAGCAAGGUGCGGGCAGAGCGCAACCGAGCCCGGGAGGAGGUGCGGCAGCUGCGCCACCGCCUGGAAGCCCUCACCAAGGAGCUGGCAAGCCUUCGACGUGACCGUGACCGCGACCGACCGGAGGAGAGGUCCCCGGCGGCUCGCACCCCGCCGCGGCUUCAUGGCCAGCCUGGCACCGGCUGCCCUCCCGACGCCGACGGGGCAGAGGCAGAGGCUGACCCUGAGCAUGAGCCUGUGAGGGAUGUCGGGGCUGAGACGCCCCAAAAAGCUAAGGAGCUGGAGCUGAUGGAAAACAUCUUGCCGAGUAAGCAGGACGAGAGCUGGGAGCAGCGAGGCCCCCGAGGCUCCUUCGCCCGCCAGGAGCGGAGCCGCCUGCUCUGGGAGGAUGUCAGCGUCGUGGAGGAGGAGGCCACCAAAGUCACUGCCCUCAAGCUGAGGCUGGAUGAAUCCCAAAAAGUGCUGCUCAAAGAGCGGGAGGACAAGCUGGGGCUCAGCAAGAGCAUUGAGAAGCUGGAGGCCGAGCUCAGCCAGUGGAAGAUCAAGUACGAGGAGCUCAACAAGAACAAGCAGGAGGUGAUGAAGCAGCUCAACAUCCUGAAGGAGAUCCACCAGGACGAGCUGGGACGCAUCUCCGAGGACCUGGAGGAUGAGCUGGGCGCUCGCUCCAGCAUGGAUAAGAAGCUGGCAGAGCUGCGCGCCGAGAUGGAGCGGCUGCAGGCAGAGAACGCGGCCGAGUGGGGCCGUCGGGAGCGUUUGGAGACGGAGAAGCUCAACCUGGAGCGGGAGAACAAGAAGCUGCGGGCGCAGAUCGAGGACCUGGAGGAGGUUUUGGCUCGCAAGCGGCGCCAGACGGCCAGCGCCCUGGACACCGACCUCAAAACCAUCCAGGCUGAGCUCUUCGAGAAGAACAAGGAGCUGGCUGACCUGAAGCACGUCCACAGCAAGCUGAAGAAGCAGUACCAGGAGAAGAUGGCAGAGCUGGCCCAUGCCAACCGCCGAGUGGAGCAGCACGAGGGCGAGGUGAAGAAGCUGCGCCUGAGGGUGGAGGAGCUGAAGAAGGAGCUGGCCCAAGCUGAGGAUGAGCUGGAUGAGGCUCACAACCAGACGCGGAAGCUGCAGCGGUCGCUGGACGAGCAGACAGAGCAGAGUGAGAGCUUCCAGGUGCAGCUGGAGCAUCUUCAGUCCCGGCUGCGGCGGCAGCAGAGCGCUCCUCUCUUCGGCAAGAUGCGCAGCGCCUCCCGCUUCGGCCCCGACGACGCCGGCGAUGGGACCAGCGACCCCGACGAGGAUGAGGACCUGCAGAUCCAAGUGCCUUAGAAGCCAGGGGCCAGGUGGCAGCGCCUCAAGAACGCCCCCACGGCCGUUCCCUGCCCACCAGGUGCCCGUGAGGGCGAGGGCUGGGCUGUGCCAUCCCCUCGGUGUGGACGGAGAAGCUGAAGUGCGGAGCGGAGCGGCCGAGAGGAAGCUUCCCAGGGAUGCUCCCAGCCUGCUGCCCCUCCCUCGGGCAGUCCCUGAGGACCCCUCCAGCGCCAGCAUCUCCCGGGACGUGGAUGCGGCCACCGACGGCGGCAGCACUGAGCAGCCCCAGAGGAGGAUGUGCAGGGCAGGGAGGGGCACUGAGCCCUGCAGCCAGCCCCUGCUCUCCUGCCCCUCCUUCUCUGUGUUAUAUAUCUAUGUAUCUAUGUGUACAGGGGGCCUGUGUGUGUGUGUGCUGUAAAUACAGAGCCCAGAGGGGCCUGGGCUCCCCUGCUGGCUGCUGCUGCUCUGGCCCCGUC
Messenger RNA from Pogoniulus pusillus (Red-fronted tinkerbird), 2177 nucleotides. It is a transcript of the gene CCDC102A, whose product is annotated as coiled-coil domain containing 102A. Gene Ontology annotation, cellular component: myosin complex. The transcript has 9 exons. The record is from RefSeq and is a predicted model, not a curated record. Lineage: Eukaryota; Metazoa; Chordata; Aves; Piciformes; Lybiidae. Bases 136 to 1719 code for a protein of 527 amino acids.